AUGGCUCAAGAAAAUAGAGAAGUUGUUUCUCCCGUCAACCCAAAUGUUGGUAUGAAGGCAACAAAGAUAGCAGACUUCACUAGGAUAAAUCCUUUGGAAUUUCAUGGAUUCAAAGUUUAUGAGGAUCCUCAAGAGUUCAUUGAUGAGAUAUAUAACAUGGUGGAGAUUGUGAGAGUGUCACUGUUCAACAAGGAAAGAGUGUCUAACCCCAAGUCUCAAGAAAGUGAUGGUGAUGGAUCUUCUACUCCCGCUUGCCAAAGAUGUGACAAGAUUUAUUCAGGAAAAUGCUUAGCUGGUACGGAUGGUUGCUUUAGUUGUGGAAAGAGUGGUCACAAAAUGAAGUAUUUUCCAACGCUUGCUACUAAGGGAAUGGAAGAAAAAUCAUCACCAAUAGUGAAUAAUGAAGAAAUAGAGGGAAUUAUACAACAACUGCCCAAAAAUGAUUAUUUAUGGAAUAAAUCUCUGUAUCAGUGGGAAGGAUUUUGGUCCAAUCUUGCCAUUAUAAAGGCAGCCCAGGUCUUCAAGGCAACCUUCAAAUCAGAACCUAAUGAUAUUCUCUUGGCAUCUUCCAUGAAAACAGGUUCAACAUGGCUCAAGGCCAUAUGUGUAUCCAUCAUGCAAGGUGGUAAAGAAGAAGAAGAAGAUCUUUUAGUUAAGGAUAAUCCUCAUUUUCAUGUUCCAACAAUAGAGGCCAUGGAUUAUUAUUCAAAAACUCCAACAUAUGAUCUAUACACAAUGCCCUCUCCAAGAUUAUUUCACACACAUUUACCUUAUAGGGUUAUGCCAGAUUCAAUAAAAAAUUCUGAUAAUUGCAAGAUUAUAUACAUAACAAGAAAUCCUAAAGAUACCUUGAUUUCUAUGUGGCAUUUCUUUAACUAUAAUCGUAAGCGUUUAGAAGAUCUCUCUCCUUUAGAAGAAGUUGUGGAGUACUUUUGCAAUGGGGUUCAUCAAUAUGGACCAUUUUUUGAACAUGUUCUUGAAUAUUGGGAAGAAAGUAAAAAAAGGCCUCAAAAAAUGCUAUUCUUGAAGUAUGAAGACGUGAAGAUAGACCCUAAGAAAGAGGUGGAAAAAAUAGCCUUGUUUCUUGGAAAACCUUUUGGUAAUGAAGAGGAUUUGGAGAUAGUUUUGAAGAAGUGUAGCUUGGAGAGGCUUAAGAAUUUGGAGGUUAAUAAGAGUGGAUCAAUCUUCUCUACUGUCCACAAUAAUGCAUUUUUCAGAAAAGGAAUUGUUGGGGAUUGGAAGAAUCACAUGACACCUGAAAUGGAAGAGCAACUUGACAAGAUUACCAAGUUGAAGCUUCAAGGGAGUGGCCUUGAAUUUGAUACUUAUAAACAAGAAGUAUUGAAAACACCGUGAACUACUUGAAGUGAAUUAUUAGUUUCAUUCUUGAAUUAUUGACAGUCUUAAAAACAUUCAUCUAUUUGGCUAACUCAAC
This is a messenger RNA of Solanum verrucosum, 1435 nucleotides long. RefSeq names its product cytosolic sulfotransferase 5-like. The record is from RefSeq and is a predicted model, not a curated record. NCBI's taxonomy places the organism in Eukaryota, Viridiplantae, Streptophyta, Magnoliopsida, Solanales, Solanaceae. Bases 1 to 1356 code for a protein of 451 amino acids. The transcript has 4 exons. Gene Ontology annotation, biological process: sulfation. Gene Ontology annotation, cellular component: cytoplasm. Gene Ontology annotation, molecular function: sulfotransferase activity.